AUGGAAACUUUUGGAGGGUUUCACAAGGAAGAUGAUGAGCAGAUGGAUUUGCCUCCUGGGUUUAGGUUUCAUCCAACAGAUGAAGAACUUAUAACCCACUAUCUACACAAGAAGGUUCUCGAUAUCGAUUUCUCGGCUAAAGCUAUUGGUGAUGUGGAUUUGAACAAAGCUGAGCCAUGGGAGUUACCUUAUAAAGCAAAAAUGGGUGAGAAAGAAUGGUACUUUUUCUGUGUGAGGGAUAGAAAGUAUCCAACCGGUUUACGGACUAACCGAGCAACUCAAGCUGGCUAUUGGAAGGCGACCGGGAAAGAUAAGGAGAUUUUCCGAGGGAAAUCGCUUGUCGGUAUGAAGAAAACACUUGUCUUUUACAAAGGGAGAGCUCCAAAAGGUCAGAAAACAAAUUGGGUGAUGCAUGAGUAUAGGCUAGAUGGGAAACUCUCUGCCCAAAACUUACCCAAAACCGCUAAGAAUGAAUGGGUGAUAUGUAGGGUAUUUCAUAAAACUGCUGGAGGCAAGAAGAUCCCGAUUUCGGCUUUAAUCCGAAUCGGUUCGUACGCAACCGGUUCCAAUUUACCACCUUUAACCGAUACUUCACCAUACAAUGAUAAAACCAAGACCGAACCGAUUUACGUGCACUGCUUCUCCAACCAAACUGAAAACAGAGGAACAAUACUCAAUUGCUUCAACAACAACAACCCUUCCCUUAGCUCGAUCCAACCCGAUUUUCUCCAGAGGCUUCCACUAUACCAACGUCAAUCUCUCAACGUUUCCGAGAAUCCGAUUCUUACGCAAGAACAAUCGGUUUUACAAGCAAUGAUCAUGGAGAAUAACAGAAGGCAAAGCUUCAAGAAUACCGGAAGUUCUAAAGAGAUGAUCACCACGGAUUUUGAAUUUGGAAGAAAACAACUGGAUCAUCAAGAAGUUCCGUCUUCUUCCUCUGCCGGUCCGGUUGAUCUUGAACCAUUCUGGAAUUACUGA
Messenger RNA from Arabis nemorensis, 978 nucleotides. Lineage: Eukaryota; Viridiplantae; Streptophyta; Magnoliopsida; Brassicales; Brassicaceae. The record is from the annotation of a GenBank genome assembly.